AUGUGGUCAUAUAUCCUUCAUUGUUUUCUGCUCUUGUUUUUAUGUAAUUAUCAAAUAAAUACUCAACAAAUUCCAUUCGAUACUAUUGUCAGUUUUGGUGAUUCAAAUAGUGAUAUAGGCAAUGUUUAUAAUUUAACAAAUCAUAAAUGGCCUAUUGUACCUCCAUAUUUUCAAGGUCGAUUUACAAAUGGUCCUGUUUGGAUAGAAAAAUUAGGUAUAUCGAAUAUAAAAAAUUAUGCAUAUGGAGGUGCAACAACUGAUAAUAAUUUUAUUCAAGGUUAUACAGCAUCAUAUACAAUACCUGUACCCGGUGUUCGUCAACAGAUUCAAAUCUAUUUCAAUGAAACUAAUAUAACUACUUUGAACUUUAUUCGUACACUUUAUGUUAUAUGGAUUGGUGGUAAUGAUUAUUAUUUUAAUAAAACGAUUAGCCCAUCAACAGUUGUUACUAGUAUUCUAAAUAGUGUUAAAGAUUUACUUAAGAUUGGUGCUAAAUAUAUUCUUAUUACUAAUAAAUCACCUACUCAAACAAUGCCAUUUGUUCAGACUCAAGAACAAUUUAUUUAUUAUAAAGAUCGUAAUAUUUAUCAUAAUAAUAAUCUUUCGAUUGGUAUUAGAAAACUUGAUUAUAAUCACAAAGAAGUUGUUUUAUAUUUGUUUGAUCUUUAUUCAUUCAUUUUGAAAAUUAUUGCUGAUAAUAAGAAUUAUUCAUUGAACGUAAAAGAUUAUUGUUGGAAUGUAUUAAAUGGUAGCGUGACUAUUUUAUGUUCAAAUCCUGAAUCCUAUGUUCAUAUUGAUCAAUAUCAUUAUACAACAAGAAUGCAUGAACUGAUUGGUGAUGCUGUACGACAAUUUCUUUUAACUUCGUCUGCAGUCAAUAAAUCAUCUUAUUCUAUUUUUAUCAUUUUAUGUGUACAAUUUUUUUUAACAUUAUCAUUCUGUUCUUACGAAAAGUCGUCUUUUUUAUUUCCAUUUGAAAUAUAG
This is a messenger RNA of Rotaria sordida, 984 nucleotides long. Lineage: Eukaryota; Metazoa; Rotifera; Eurotatoria; Philodinida; Philodinidae. The record is from the annotation of a GenBank genome assembly.